CCGAGUGCAGGGUUGGUGGAGAAGGCACAAUGGCGGCGUUGGGUAUAGCGCCCCGGGGAUGGGCUCUGACGGCCCUGGGCCUGAGGACGGUGAACUCCCGGCUGAAGGGCAGCAGGCCCCUCCGCACCUCCUGGCGCCCGCCGCUGAUGCCACCCGGGGCGCCCCCGCAGGUGGGCAUCUCCUUGCGCUGGGAAUCGUCCGCCACCUCCUCUUCCUCCUCCGCUCGCUCCCAGACUCCGGGCUCCGAGUCAAAUGAAGGUCAGAUUCGUCUCACUGAGAGCUGCGUUAAGAGGCUUCUGGAGAUCACAGAAGGGGCAGAGUUCCUCAGGCUACAAGUGGAGGGAGGUGGAUGCUCCGGAUUCCAAUACAAAUUCUCUCUGGACACAGUUAUCAAUCCUGAUGACAGGGUGUUUGAACAGGGCGGGGCUCGAGUCGUGGUUGACAUUGAUAGCUUGGCCUUCGUGAAAGGGGCCCUGGUGGACUUCAGCCAAGAAUUGAUCCGAAGUUCAUUUCAGGUGUUGAACAACCCUCAGGCAGAGCAGGGAUGUUCAUGUGGGACUUCAUUCUCUGUCAAACUAUAACGUGUGAGAUGACGAAUGACUGGGAGACUGCCUUCUUACUCCAACUUCGGAUUCUUGAGAACCAUAGACUUACAGGGUUUUCUCUAUUGCUAUAUUACUUGAUCAAUUUCCUGUUCCCCAGCCCUGGAGUUCCAUAUCCUUUCAGUCUAUAUCACAAUGUUUAGUUUUCUUUGUCAACAUCAACAUGCCUCCAAGAACAUCCCAUGUAACACUUGGUCUCAUAGUUAAGUGGAAAGUUUUCAAGCUCCCCAGACUAUUGCCUCAGAACCAGUUGCCUGGAGACUAGGAUAUUGACUUUAGCCCCAAAGUUCCAAAAUGCAAGGAUAACAGCCCUGGCCUUCAGAGCUGCUUGUAUAUGUGUGUAUUAUUAGUGUAUAGUAUAUAAAGUAUUUAUUUUUAAAGAAAGUGUUACUUAUUCAAUCUUUUGAGGCAGAGGUGAGAGUUGCCUGUAUGAUUUAUGAGAACUGAGAUGUGGGGGAGGAGGGGUAGUUUGGAAAGAGUUGUGAUUUUCUGUUUUCUUCCUCAUUUCCUGGCAGCUGAUCUUUUUGUUUCACCAAGAAAAACUUAGGAUCAAUGCUGUAUGACUCUCCUUUCUGACAUAAGCUUAUUGUCUUUUCUGGAGCUCAGGCCCCUUCCUCCCACUUAGCAUAAGUAAAGAAAGCACACAAUGUA
Trichosurus vulpecula (common brushtail) is the source of this 1253-nucleotide messenger RNA. RefSeq names its product iron-sulfur cluster assembly 2 (gene ISCA2). Gene Ontology annotation, cellular component: mitochondrion. Gene Ontology annotation, molecular function: iron ion binding; 4 iron, 4 sulfur cluster binding; 2 iron, 2 sulfur cluster binding. Lineage: Eukaryota; Metazoa; Chordata; Mammalia; Diprotodontia; Phalangeridae. The transcript has 4 exons. The record is from RefSeq and is a predicted model, not a curated record. Gene Ontology annotation, biological process: iron-sulfur cluster assembly. Bases 30 to 581 code for a protein of 183 amino acids.